Messenger RNA from Lottia gigantea (owl limpet), 987 nucleotides. RefSeq lists its product as hypothetical. The record is from RefSeq and is a predicted model, not a curated record. NCBI's taxonomy places the organism in Eukaryota, Metazoa, Mollusca, Gastropoda, Lottiidae. Gene Ontology annotation, biological process: protein autoprocessing. The coding region runs from base 312 to 929 and encodes 205 amino acids. The transcript is spliced from 3 exons.
GACAGGUUCACCUAGUUAGAAAUCAAAUUAUGGAAUUUUGUCCAAAGUGUAAUUUUUGAUCUACAAUUUUAUAAAUGGGAUUUUUAUUUUGUAUUUUAAUACUUUAAUGUAACACGCGAGGAAAUUAUUUCAUCAGAAUUAUUUUGAAAUUAAAACAGUUUUAUGAUUAAAAUGGAAAAACCUUGCAUCAUCACAACUUCACAACUUUAAAAUAUUGAAUUGGUAAUUCCAAAAAGUCAUUACAAAUAAGAGUUACAGAAUGAUUAUAAUUCAGUUUUUGUGUAGAAUUGGAAACUUAUCUAACAAUCACAAUGACAGGACCAGCACCUAUUUGUGAUUGUUGUUUUCCUGGUCAGGAGACUUCCUUUGUUACAUUAAAAAAUGAUAAAAGAAGAAUAGAAGAUGUAGAAGUUGGUGAUGAAGUUAAAGUCAUUACAGAUCAGUUAGAAUUUAGAUACUCCAGAGUCUAUGCUCUGGGUCACAAGAAUAAAGAUAGAAAGACUAUGUUUAUUGAAUUAGGAACCGCGAGUAGUCGAAUACCAAUCAGUCCACGACAUUUCAUAAAAAUUUACGACAAUGGAAAUAUUAUUGAAAAAUUUGCUAAAGACGUGAAGGUAGGAGAUACCUUAUUGAUUGAUAAUAACGACCAGUUAGUAGAAGAACCUGUUCUGGAAAUAGAUCACGUUGAAGCUCAAGGACUGUAUGCACCUUUUACUGAAGAAGGAAACAUAAUUAUUAACAAUGUUGUUGCAAGUUGCUACGCUGAGGUGAAAUCAUCCCUUGCCCAUAAAUUACUUUCACCUAUAAGAGGUCUUAGCAGAUAUUUACCAACACCUAUCAUGGAUCUUGUCAUGACUCCAAACAAUGAUGGAGUUCCAAUGGUGUUUGAUGCUACACUGAAUGUUGCUCAUCCUUUAGUUGCAGAAUAAAGUAAAGCAUAAUGGCUUUGUAUAAUGAUAUGUCUAGAUUAAAGAAAUUUUAAACGUU